UGGCAUACGCUGCGAUAGUACGCCACGAGCCGCGUAAACGAUUGGAUGUAAACAGUUUCGAGUGCGCAUAGCAGAGCACGGCACAGCAAGCGAACGGCGUUUGUGUUUUGUUAGUGUUUGUGUGUGUGUGUGUGAACUUUAAGUUUUAAAUUGCGUUUUAAUUCAUGAAAAUAGCUGGUAUUAUAGUUAGCUGGAAGGCGGGAAAGUUGCGACGAGAAACUACAUAUAUGCACUACAAACACAUAUGUACAUAUAUGUACAUAUAUCUCAUAUGCAUUUGGUGUGUGUGUGGGCAAAGAAUUUUUGAAUAAAAAAUCGUAAUUUGAAACUUAUUUCCUCAAUGAUGCUGCACAAAUGCAAUCGCGGUGUAUUUUUAAAUGCAAAAAUGUGCGGAAAAUAAUUUUUCUAAAUAACAACAAGAACUUCGAAGGUGAUUCCAACAAAAACAAAAUAUGAAAAACCAAACCAAAAAAUUCAAAAACCACUAGUGUAUGCAAUUUGUAUUUGACUCAGUGCAUUUGAGUUGUGUUUGUGUUUGGGUUAAGAGCACAACGUCCGCCCAAAAGUUCAACGAUUUAUAAACAAAUAAUUAAAAAAAAAUAUAUAUACAACAAAAAUAACAAUAACAACAAAUAUGUCGAAUAUCAGUCUAUCCACGUUGAACUCCCUCGACUCUGAGGAAGCCACAACAAGUGAUUUCAUUACGAAUCUCUCCACAAGCACCACGCCAAGCAUCAUCGAACAAUCACUGACUUUGUAUCAUAAUCGGCGCCGCUUGCUAUUCAGUGGCUUUGUGCUGUUGCUUGGCGUUAUUGGCAAUUCUUUGGCGCUGGCGAUUUUGGCGCGCAAAAAGGCGACGAAGAAUAGCAAGUAUACGUUGUUGUUACGUUGCUUGGUAUCAAAUAACCUAAUCGGUCUGCUCGGCAUACUAACGACGCUAUUGGUUAAAAUAUAUGUACCAGAGGAUGAGCUCAAGGCCUACGUGCGUUGGGAUUGCACGCUGAAAGUUUUGUGUCGCUUCUUUGGACUUAGUUCCGGUUGUAUAGCGGCAGUGAUGGCGGUUGAACGUUUCAUGGCGCUGGCUAGACCAUUCAUCUAUCAUAAGCACAUCACAUACGCGCUUGUGCGUAAAACCAUCAAUUUAUUGGUGUUCAUCGCCGUGGUCGUCACGUUUUUGCCCUUCACCGGUUUUGGCGCCUACAUCGAUGAGAGUGAUCCCGCAAAUCCCAAGUGUUUGCGUUACCGCGACGCCGAGGGAUUUUGGAAUAAAACAUAUGCCAUAUUGUUUAUGUCAUUUGGCACCCUUUUGUGCGUCGUAAUUGUCGCUUGUAAUUUGUUCGUGAUGCGUGCGCUGUGUUUAAUCAGUCGCAAGCGUGCCAGCAAACGUCACAUCCACUACGACACGCUGAACCGGGAGAAAAGCAGCAUACACUGCAUUGAAGGCAAAUCGAGCAGCGGCUCGUCGCUGUAUCACCGCAGCAAUAGUGGCACCAUGACAGCCAAUACAUCCCCUGAUGAGAUUAAAUUCGCCAAACUGAUGGCAUUCCUUAGCAUCUCCUUCGUGAUCUGUUGGAUGCCACAAAUGAUUGCCAUACCCAUGGCCAUACUACCGAAUCGUGUGCCGAAGGCGCAUCCCUUCUUCAUUUUGGCCGAUGUGUUGAUGGCGUUGAAUUUCACCUUCGACCCGUACAUCUAUGUGCUCAGCCGCACCAAAGAAUCCAAACUAAUGGGUUGCAUUAAGGACUGUCGCUGCCAGCUGUGAUAUUCACAAAGUGAGGGAAAUGGCUGUCUGAGGAGUUUGUACAACUUCGAGUGUCUACUAGAAGCAUCGCAUUUGAAGUUGAACUGAUUGAGAUUUUUAUAUAAAAAUAAUACUCAGCUGCUGGGCGCAGACGGAUCUCCUACAUUAGUCUUAUAUACACAAACAUACAUUCAUAUAUUUAAUUUUAUACAGUUAAAAAUCGAGCGAUUCGUAUGCUUUUAGUAUAUGUAAAUAGAGUUGUGUAGUUAUUGUUAGGAAAACAAGCACCGCUGGCGGUGUAAUUCGCACUUUCUAUGUGAUUUGCUUUGAGAAUAAAAGUAUUUUUUGUGCUUAAAAUUUCAUGUUGCUAAAUUAAUAAAAUAGAGCAAAUUUAAGCAUAUUUAUCUGCAAGAAAAUAUGAGCAUAUUUUUU
Molecule: messenger RNA, 2173 nt
Organism: Zeugodacus cucurbitae (melon fly)
Lineage: Eukaryota; Metazoa; Arthropoda; Insecta; Diptera; Tephritidae
Product: prostaglandin E2 receptor EP2 subtype
Exons: 5
Coding region: 635-1762 (375 amino acids)
Biological process (GO): positive regulation of cytosolic calcium ion concentration; inflammatory response; adenylate cyclase-activating G protein-coupled receptor signaling pathway
Cellular component (GO): plasma membrane
Molecular function (GO): G protein-coupled receptor activity
Source: RefSeq, a predicted model, not a curated record